This is a messenger RNA of Papilio machaon (common yellow swallowtail), 1712 nucleotides long. It is a transcript of the gene Deaf1, whose product is annotated as deformed epidermal autoregulatory factor 1. The transcript has 6 exons. Gene Ontology annotation, biological process: positive regulation of transcription by RNA polymerase II. The record is from RefSeq and is a predicted model, not a curated record. Gene Ontology annotation, molecular function: DNA-binding transcription activator activity, RNA polymerase II-specific; RNA polymerase II cis-regulatory region sequence-specific DNA binding. NCBI's taxonomy places the organism in Eukaryota, Metazoa, Arthropoda, Insecta, Lepidoptera, Papilionidae. The coding region runs from base 71 to 1588 and encodes 505 amino acids.
CAAUGUUUUCAUAUCAUUUUCUUCAUUGUGUCGUACAAAGCCAGUGGGAAUUUUUGUGUGAUUUUUGUUCAUGUCAGUGUCCAAAAUACGAUCCCUACGAGAGGGGGUUUUUCACGAAAGCCGGAAGAAAGCAAUGGCACAGAAUAGGACUUCGGACAACGUCGUUAUGCCGGACAUUACCGAAGUAUCCGAAGACGAUCCUCUGGCGACGGACACCGAGCGCGAAUCCGAUCGUACUGAUGGCGGUACUGUUUUGGCAAGUGAAAUUAAAACUGCUCGCCUUUCUAGUGAUUCAAAUGGUGUGAUUACUGUGCCAGUUUCUUUGCCAGUCGGUACACUUAUAACAGGAACGACAUUUAACGUAAUUACGUCCGAUCAGCUGCCUCAUUUCAAGCCUAUGAUAUGUGUGGACAACGGUUUCAUUUCUGGCGGUCCUGUCAGCGAAGAUAUAAAAGCGACACAUAUUGUCAUACAAAAUUCGCCACCGCCGCCGAGUCGGGAGCAAUCGAACGAGGACGCUAGUUCUAGUUCUACACCACCAUCGCGAGCAGCUAAUACUCGUACAUGGACGGAAACAGCGUUGAUGCCAGUUCUACCAGUGCGCUGCAAAAAUACAUCAGCUGAGCUACACAAACAUAGGUUUGGAUCUGGAGGUCGCGGACGAUGUAUCAAAUAUGGUAUGAAGUGGCUAACGCCAAGUGAAUUCGAAGCAAUGUGUGGCCGCGCGUCUAGUAAAGAUUGGAAGAGGUCAAUAAGGUUUGGUGGAAGGAGUAUACAAGCUUUAAUUGACGAAGGUAUUUUGGCACCUCAUGCAACAAGUUGCACCUGUGGAGCCUGCUGUGAUGACCAAUCAGCAAUGGGACCCGUACGCCUUUUUACUCCAUAUAAAAGAAAAAGGAGAAAUCAAGAACAGGAAGAGAAGAAAAAACCAAAGCGUGAAAGUGUUCUUGCAGAGAGUGAUGUAGACAGUAUCCACCAGACAAGCAAUAACAGUCACUCUAAAGAAGCAUGGCAGACUAUUACAGAUGGCUUGGAAUCUAGUAAUGAAUACCAUAUUAUGGAAAAUCCUGAAACAAAACCUGAUCCAACAUUAAAUAGCGAAAAGAAUUUACCUGCAAGAAAUGACAUGCUUCGCGAUCAAGCGGCUAGCCAAACGUUACAAGCAGGUUUGCCAGAUUUAAGUACAGUUCUUAAACGUUUAGAAGACAUUGGUCAGUCACUAGUCAGGGUUGCAAGUGAAUUAAAACAAUGUGUAGAAGAUGUUAGAAUUAUUAGUACUAGACAAUUGGAGAGAAUGGAACAAGAGAGGACAUCAGCAAUUUUGGGUACUGGAGUAGAAACUGAGGUUGACGUUGAACAGGUGACUCUCCAUAAUGUUGAAGACACUGUAUCUAAAAAGUGCGCGAAUUGUAACCGUGAAGCAUCAGCAGAGUGUUCAUUGUGUAGGCGUACGCCUUACUGUUCGACUUAUUGUCAGAAGAAGGAUUGGUCUUCACAUCAAAUUGAGUGUCUUCGAUCAGUGCCUAUACACACUGACAGUACUCAACAUCAAUCAAUUAUGUUUAUUGUUGAAAGUCAGCAUCAAUAGCAGAGACUGUCCUGAACCUAAAGCAGCAGUUACCCAAAGGAAUAAUUUAGUAUGCUAGACCAAAGUGUAAUAUAAUGUUCCCUAAAGUUAAUUUUGUUGUCAUAGUAUUAGAUUUAAUUUUAUA